AAUUUACCUUUUCUUCCAAUCUAAGCCUUCCCCAUCUCCGCCCCCUUCAACUUUUUUUUAUAGGUCAUCCCCAAAACCCCCACCUCACAUCUCUGCUCAAAACAAUGACUUCCGUUUGCAUAUCCAACUGCAUCAACGACGCCAGGGACCCCCGGGUUCCGGUUAGAGCCACCUACGUUAACCUCUACAAGUGGCCGGAGUCCGACGCGGAGUUCGUCCGGUCGGUGAGUUCUAGAAUGCAGCAGCAGCCAGGGGUGGUAAGUUUGCAUUGCAAUUACUAUUGUCACCCUAGGGUGGUGGACAGCAUCUCCUGCCGCCAGAUGUACCUCCGGAGCUACACUUUUUCGAGGAAAGAGACGGUGCCGGAGAAGACUCAGAAGUGUUUUGGAAGGGUGAAGGGGAAGGUAACGGAUCAAGGGAAGAAGAAACAAUGGAGAGGAAUGGGGCUGAGAAGGACGAAGGAAUCGUCUUGCUCUGCCUUGUUUAGGUUCUUUCAUAGGCUUCUCACUUGCUCUGCUAGUGUAGAUGUUGUCGAUCGGAAAUAAUGUUUUCUUUCUCUCUUUUUUUGGGAAUUUAAUUUGUUUUUUUAAUCUGCUUUUAUUUAUGUUUAAGAAAUGGUGUUGGGUUCUGUUUUCUUUUUCCCUUUUUUUUUUUUGUGUGUGUGUAAAAUUACAGCAUUUUCUCUGUUUCCUUAUUCUGUGUCUGAUCUUCAAAGUAUCAUUCUUCAGCAAAUUAUGGUUAAUCAAGUUCCCAGAUCAUA
Rubroshorea leprosula is the source of this 760-nucleotide messenger RNA. The record is from the annotation of a GenBank genome assembly. Lineage: Eukaryota; Viridiplantae; Streptophyta; Magnoliopsida; Malvales; Dipterocarpaceae.